Molecule: messenger RNA, 1233 nt
Organism: Nymphalis io (European peacock)
Lineage: Eukaryota; Metazoa; Arthropoda; Insecta; Lepidoptera; Nymphalidae
Exons: 4
Coding region: 1-1233 (410 amino acids)
Biological process (GO): detection of chemical stimulus involved in sensory perception of smell; sensory perception of smell
Cellular component (GO): plasma membrane
Molecular function (GO): odorant binding; olfactory receptor activity
Source: RefSeq, a predicted model, not a curated record
AUGAAGUUCUCUCUCGGUAAAUUUGGGCUGAAGCAUUGCGACCUGCCGACGAUGUUCUCCAAUGUCGCAGUUUUAUUGCGCCUUAUCACCAUCAACAUCAACCAGCUUUACGCCAAAAGUAUUCCCUUGAUUUUCUAUAUAUCGACUUUCAUCGCGGGAUCGAUAUACUUCUAUGGCUACAUCAUCACCACGGUCUGGCUGGUGUUCUUCCGAUACGGCAGAUCAAAUAUAGAGGCAGCAUCUGUAGCCCUUGCGUUUGGCACAUGCAAUGUUACUUGUAUAACUAAGUUUGUUUAUAUGAAACUGUACGCAAAAGAAAUAGAGAACUUCGUUAAUAAGUAUUUAGAAUGCGACUCUCAUGUAACACCCAACACAAGAUUUGCUAACAACCUACGCAAGAAGCUGAGAGUCGUUAAGAAACGUGCAACCAUUAUUUGGAUGUUUUUCGUCUGCGAUGGAAUGGUUUACCUCUCGAUUCCAUUUUUCAUUCCUGGAAGAUACUUUAUUGUUGACGUCUACAUUUAUUACGGUCUAGAGCCGAUGUUGGAGUCACCCAAUUACGAAAUAGCAAAUUUCGUAACGAUUUUGGCCAUUGGUUUAGUUGUCUACAUACUGGGCAGUGUCGUGGUAUAUAUAAUAAUUAUCGUUGGUUACAACGAAGCCCAAUUAUAUGCUCUCAGCAAAGAACUAAUAAACGUAUGGGAUGACGGUCAAAUGUUCUACCACAACAUCAUAAAUAGAAUAACAGCUGAUAAAGUACACGCUAUAAACAUCAAAAAUCAAAUAAUUAAUGAAUACGUCAGGAUGUCUCUUGAAAAUAUCACGAAGUUUCAUAUUACAAAUAUUAGUCUUAUACGUGAAUUGGAUUCCAAUAUGAGAACAACAUUAGUAAUUGAAUACAGUUGUAAAGUGGUUUCUAUAAUAGCCGGACUACUUGGUGGUAUAGAAAAUACAUUUCUCCAAUUGCCGUAUACGAUUAUUCAAAUAUUUAUGGACUGUUUAUCUGGACAGCGGCUGAUAGAUGCUUGUGAUCAGUUUAGAGAAUCUGUAUAUGCUUGUAAAUGGGAAAACUUUAACGCAAGUAAUCAAAGAACUGUAUUUUUGAUGGUAAUGAUGUCACAGAAAACUUUGAUACUAUCGGCCGGUGGAAUGGUGAAACUGGAUUUUAUUUGCUUUAUGAAUAUACUAAAGUCAACAUAUUCCAUAUAUACAACUCUAAAAUCAACAGUGUAA